AAGAAACUGUUUCCUGAAACAUGGCGGCCCCUAGCAACAACAACUCAGGCUGUUGGGGAGUCCCAGAGGUUUACAAACACCACGAACAGCGGAAAGUAUGCAUUUCUCGACCAAAAUAUAGAGAAGGAAGAAAAGCUAAAUCUGUUAAGGUGUACACUAUCAACUUAGAGUCCCGUUACCUGAUGGUCCAGGGGGUCCCAGCUAUCGGAGUGAUGACAGAGCUGAUCCAGCUGUGUGCCCUGUACGGAGCUGUGGAGGAGUACAGGCCCCUGGACGAGUAUCCAGCUGAGGCGUUCACAGAGGUUUAUCUUGUCAAGUUCCAGAAACUCACCAGUGCCAGAGCAGCCAAACGACACAUGGAUGAGAAGAGCUUCUUUGGUGGUGUGCUGCAUGUGUGCUACGUCCCUGAAUAUGAGACUGUGGAGGACACCAGACUGAAGCUGCAGGACCGGAGGAGAUACAUAAUAAGGGCGGCUCAGAAUAAAGCCAGAGAAAAGGAAGAGGAGCAGGCAGUGAACAAGGAGCCCACACCAUCAGACACCACAUCAGAGAAGAUCACUGCCAGACACGAGCAAACAUCUGACUGUGAUAAUACAGGAGAGAGUUCAAAUGUGGGCCAUUAUUCAAGCUUUCCUUUACUGCCGUUACCUCCCCAGGAACAUCAUUACUACGGACAUAAAAAUCAACUUGGGACUUUAACAACAGAGGACAAAAUGGGGACAUUACAUAAUGCCAUCAUUGACACAAAACAGCAGCCAGAGCAGAGUUCAAGCUCCAGCCAAACGUCUUCACAUAAAGACAGAGACUCAGAGCACAGACUGGCCUCUGCAGUCAGAUUUGUACCAAGGACUACACACUUGGAGAACAGAAAACGCAAGAUGGAAGAGGUUGCGGAGCACUCACUGACAGACGUUACCGGCAAAAAUGAGCCACUAAUCGGGCCCAAACUACCAGACCAACCUAAACUGGACAUGGAGGAUGUAUCGUUGAACACAACUGUCAGCCUGAUCAGGAACACAAUGAAACAGGUGGGAUCUGUUCCUGACGUCAAACCAGUGGAGAAAAAGAUGAAACCACGUCGCCGGAUUUGAUCAAACCAGCUGUCUUGGUGUUGGACAACCACCAAAAAUGAACAUUCAAAUUGUUUCUUUUGGCAACUUCUUUUAAUUUACACAUUUUGCAUCAAAGUGGAAACAGCUAUUAACAAUUUUAUUAAAGAAUAUGCAGCUGAAAGUG
This is a messenger RNA of Thunnus maccoyii (southern bluefin tuna), 1236 nucleotides long. RefSeq names its product RNA binding motif protein 48 (gene rbm48). Lineage: Eukaryota; Metazoa; Chordata; Actinopteri; Scombriformes; Scombridae. Gene Ontology annotation, molecular function: nucleic acid binding. The record is from RefSeq and is a predicted model, not a curated record. The transcript is spliced from 5 exons. Bases 21 to 1091 code for a protein of 356 amino acids. Gene Ontology annotation, cellular component: nucleoplasm.